ACCAGGCAACCUUUCUAGUAAAUUUGUUUUCCCAACAAUAAGGCUUAAAUGUCACCUUCCCCACACUGCCAGGAAUAAUAUUUUCACAAUUCUUCAAAUGAAUCCAUUUAAGUUUAACCUCCAUGGGUAAGUCUUUAAAUUUAGGUUGUAAACCCCUCAGAUUUCUAAAACGCAGACAUCAGUUUUCUCAAUUGUUGCUACGGCCCCGCAGAAUUUUCCCAAAUGUGUCCCCGUGUGAAAUACUUGCACUUGUUAGUAUGAACGUGUACAAGAGGGAGAAUGAGUAAACAUUUUUAUCUCUAAGGUGGGGUGGUAGACUGGGCGGGACGGCACAAGGUGACACAACUCUGCUCUGUAAAAGCUUUCAGUGAGACACCUGCAGUUACACUGAAACACAGGACAGGUUUCACUGUCAGUAUAAACACAUAUACACAGCUGUUAACAUCAGGUAUAAAGGAUUGGAAGCCUGGCUGUCAACUCAUAGAAAACUGACACAGGUGACAAAGGAUGACAAACAUGUCAAGAUAUCUUGUCAACCACCUGCUGACGUUCUCACUCCAGGACGGGGAUGUGCAGAGUGUGGAGGAGGCCCGGUCACGUCUCUCCUUCCUGGCUCAGAGCAAAAAGCUGUGGAGUCAACAGAUGUACCUGGAUGUUGGAGCAGAGGCCAUUCAUCUCCGAGACAUGCAGAGCCAGGAUGAGCUGGAGUACUACUCCUUCAGAUCCAUUCACCGAUGUGAUGCCAUUAACACAGAAAAAUACUUCUCAUCCCUCCUUAUGUUAAUCUGCCAAGAUGAAGAUCAGAAGAAGCCGGACAUUCUGUUCUUCAACUGUGAGACUGUGAAGGCAGAAGAAAUCUGUGACAACAUCACACGCAUGGUUUCGAGUUCCUCCACCAGCAGGAGUAUGAAGCUCCCUCAUGCCCUCAGGCUUCCUCAGAGCAGGGGAGAGAUGAUCGACCCCUACGAAAUCCCAAGUCGCCCCAUUCCACAUGCUCCAAAUCCCCCACCAGCCAACCCUCCACCUUACCCUGGACCCAGAGCAGCAAAUGCAGUGAAUGGCGGGCCUGAUAUCUCUUUCCUACGAGCAGAGAGAGAAGUGGGGAUCCUCAAUCACUGUUUUGACGACAUCGAGAACUUCAUGGCCAGGCUGCAGCAGACGGCAGAGGCUGCGACGGUGCUGAGCCAGAGGAAGAAGAAAAAGAAGAGAAGUAAAAAGCAAAGUGCUGAAGAAGAUCUACUCACUGCAAAGGCUCGUCCCCCACCGGAGGAGGAAUUCAUCGAUAUCUUCCAGAAAUUCAAAUAUUGCUUCAGCCUACUGGCCCGUCUGAAAUCAACCAUCGCCAAUCCCACAUCGGAGGAGCUGGUUCACCAUGUAUUCAAACCUUUGGAUAUGAUGGUGAAAACGACAGGAGGACCAGCUCUAGGAGCCUCAGUGUCCAGCCCCGCCCUGACCAGCUCCGCUGUUUCCCUGCUAAUAGACAACCUGAACGAGGAGGAGAGGCAGCUGUGGACAUCUCUGGGUCCUAACUGGACACUCCCUCGCUCUCAGCUCAGAGGGCCUGUAGCUCCGUACACCCCUGUGUUCUUAGAUGGUUGGAAGCCGGAAACCUUGAGGGCAGACGGGCAGGUUUGGGAGGAUCCGGUCGAGUCACAGCACAAACAUGAAGCCCUCCGAGUAAAACAAGAGCAGCAACAGCCUCCUCAGCCGGUCGGCCCUACCGACACCAGUGUCAGCGAUGAAACAGAUGGCAGCACACUCCCACCAGAGCUGGAAAGACUCUACAGCUGCAGUUACGACUUCAUAGCCAGGAACAGCAGUGAGCUUUCAGUGCAGCAGGGAGAGACACUUGAGGUGAUUGAAUCCUCCAAGCGUUGGUGGAAGUGUCGUAAUCGGUUCAACCAGAUCGGCUUUGUCCCCUUCAACAUCCUGGAACCUGUAGCUCACAUAGACAGCCCCGUCACCAACAGACCCCCCAGUGCUCCUGCCCAGCUUCCCCUUGCCAAGACUUUCUCUGCAGUCCCACCCAGCCCUCCUGCUCUGCCCCAGGCGCCCACCCACUCCCCCCAGCACCCACGCAGCUUAACAGCAUACAGCCAACAUAUACCAGCUGCAGAGGACACAGAUAAAGUCAUGCUGGUGAAUGACGAGCUGCUCCAAAGGCUGACCAAUGGAAAGGCCAGUCUACACAAACCUCUGGUCAUCCCUCGCUCCUCAGAGACCUCUGUUCCCCUGGACUACCACUCUCCUGCAGAGGAAGUGGCUGAGUGGCUCAGAGGGAAAGGCUUUAGUGAACCGACGGUGGCAUGUUUGGGAGUGCUGACAGGUGCCCAGCUCUUCUCCCUCAACAAGGAGGAGCUACGAGCUGUGAUUCCAGAUGAGGGCGCCAGAGUCUACAGUCAGCUCACUGUGCAGAAAGCACUGCUGGAGGAUGCCAGAAGGUCCACAGAGUUGGAAGCGGUCAUGGAGAAACAGAAAAUGAAGGUCGAUCUGAAACUGGAGAGCAGCACGUUGUGAGCAGCAGGAGUCUACAUCAUGACGAGUUGCAGAUGAAGGCUUGUGUUGAUCUGGCAAAGCUCUCACCAAAGAGGGAACUCCUGAAUUUUUAACUGUAUUUACCAGAGAACAAACAUGAGACAGUCACUUUGAUCAUCAAAGAUUUUGUCUAUGAAGAGCAUCAUGCUUAUUCUGCCAUCAUUACUUCAUCAAGUGUUUAAUGCAAGUGUUGCGCAAACUAAAUGUAUGAACAUUGAAGUACACUAUUUGUAAAUUAUGUUGUUUUAAUGUGAAUACCUUUCUUCUCUGUCUCAUUUCUGCCUAGUAGUUAAGGACUAACUUAUAUAAAUUGUAUUUAUCUUUAUAAAAUACUUGUCUAAUAGUUCACCAAUGAUUAACAUGCCUUGACA
Molecule: messenger RNA, 2906 nt
Organism: Xiphias gladius (swordfish)
Lineage: Eukaryota; Metazoa; Chordata; Actinopteri; Istiophoriformes; Xiphiidae
Product: epidermal growth factor receptor kinase substrate 8-like protein 1
Exons: 19
Coding region: 508-2517 (669 amino acids)
Biological process (GO): positive regulation of ruffle assembly; Rho protein signal transduction; regulation of Rho protein signal transduction
Cellular component (GO): vesicle; plasma membrane; ruffle membrane
Molecular function (GO): actin binding
Source: RefSeq, a predicted model, not a curated record